AUUUUACAAACGUUCAAGUGAUGAGAGAACGGCCCUCUGAGAGAAUAUCCAAGGACAUAGAUCGUAUUUCUUCUGCAUUAUGGCAUUGAUGGUUGGAGGAAGGCUACAGCUUCCUUUGUCGACAGGGGCGCUAACAUGUAUAUGUAGAAGUGUUAGGAGAUGUUCAGUGUCUGCCAGUGAAUCAAUCAAAAACACUUCUCCCAAUGCUGACUAUGAAAUCAACCCACAAUUUAGGAACAGAAACCCAAGAAAUUUGGAAAAGAUGGCUUUGGCAAGAAAGACAGAAGGAUGGAAAUACCAACAAGGAGCAAGAAAAUUCUACCAUCAAUUAAGUGUAAAAAUUGCCAACAGAAAAACAACGGCUAUAGUCAGGCACUCCAGUGGGACAUUCAUCCUGAAGGUGUCUACAGACUGUCCAGAAAUGAAACAAACGUUCUCAGGCUCCGGAUGCAAUAGAGUGACGCGAGCUCAUUACCUCGGUCAGAUAAUUGCCCAGAGGUGUCUUGAGGCAGGCAUUACACAUGUGGACUUUGAGCCUCCGCAAGGUGACAUUUCUCCAUCGAAUCAAGCUUUUCUUGAAGGGUUGGAAAAGAUGAAAUUAGAAUUGACAGAGCCUGAUGUGAUCAAACCAACCUACCGCCCAGGCAUAGACUACAGUGUAAGGAAUAGAUACGCUGAGCCUAAAAUAUACAGGCAUGAUUACCAGGUGGCUUGACCUAUAUAUAUAUAUAUAAUUAUAAUAAAGAUUGGUCAUCAUUGCC
Pecten maximus is the source of this 761-nucleotide messenger RNA. RefSeq names its product 39S ribosomal protein L18, mitochondrial-like. The transcript is spliced from 6 exons. Gene Ontology annotation, cellular component: mitochondrion; ribosome. The record is from RefSeq and is a predicted model, not a curated record. The coding region runs from base 80 to 715 and encodes 211 amino acids. Gene Ontology annotation, biological process: translation. NCBI's taxonomy places the organism in Eukaryota, Metazoa, Mollusca, Bivalvia, Pectinida, Pectinidae. Gene Ontology annotation, molecular function: structural constituent of ribosome; 5S rRNA binding.